UCUCUCUCUCUCUCUCUCUCUCUCUCUCUCUAGCUCUCUGUUUGUCCUCGUUUUGGUAACCCACUUCAGCUCACCAGAAAACAAGCCCCCCAUAUAUAGUAUAUUGUAGGACAUUCUAGGCUUACCCAUCAAACUCUCUCAUAAGCCUCUAUCAUCCUCUCUCUACACUCUGCUGUAAUUUGAGGAGGGAGAGAGAGAGAGAGAGAGAGAGAGAGAGAGAGAGUACAGAGUACCCCCAAAUAUCCAAAAAUGAAGAGGUCAUAUUCUCCUUCUUCUUCGUCUUCAUCCGUUGAGUCUCAUCUCAUUAAUCAUAUUCAUCAAUCAGAAGAAGAACCCAAGAACAAGCGUUCAAGAGCUAAGAGAAAUCUCAACCCAGUCAAUGCUCAGAGUCCCAAUUCUGGUGCCAGAAGAAGCUCCAUUUACAGAGGAGUCACCAGGCAUAGAUGGACAGGGAGGUAUGAAGCUCAUCUAUGGGACAAGAGUACAUGGAAUAGCAUUCAGAACAAGAGAGGACGACAAAUUUAUUUGGGAGCAUAUGACAAUGAGGAAGCAGCUGCUCGUACCUAUGAUCUUGCGGCGCUUAAAUACUGGGGGCCCAAUACAGCUUUGAACUUUCAGAUUGAUACAUAUAUUAAGGAGCUGGAAGAAAUGCAAAAGCUAUCCAAGGAAGAAUAUUUAGCUUCACUAAGGAGGCAGAGCAGUGGAUUUUCAAGAGGAGUUUCAAAGUACCGUGGGGUAGCAAGGCACCAUCACAAUGGGAGGUGGGAGGCACGAAUCGGGCGUGUUUUAGGAAACAAAUAUCUGUACCUUGGGACCUACAGCACUCAAGAGGAAGCAGCAGUAGCAUAUGACAUGGCAGCCAUAGAGCACAGAGGACCAAAUGCAGUGACCAAUUUUGACAUUAGCAGCUAUGCAGGCAAGUUCAAGAAUAUAGCCCUACCACCAGAACAACCCGAUGCCAAGUCCUCCACCGAUCAAACUCAACCUCGUGAUCGCGGAGACCAACAACAAGAACAAGAACAACCACAACAACAACAACAUGAAGAACAAAUGGUCCGACGACCCCCACAACAAAAACUUGAACAACAUGAAGAACAAAUGGUCCGACCCCAACAACAAAAAUUUGAAGAACAAAUGGUCUGUCCACACCUUCCCAACUUUGAGCUCCCUCUACCAUUCGACCCCCCACCUGCAUUAAUGCCGGUGAUGGACCUCACCGACGAGCAUGAGGACCCUUGGAGCAUCUAUCUCAAUACGGUGUACAGUCAGUUCAACAUUCCUGACUUCCCCCUUGAACAAGCUGAAGAAUUACCGGACUUGUUUGACAGCAGGGGUUUCGUGGAUGACAUCGACUCCCUAUUUGAUGGAUUCUCGGAUGAGGAUUACUUGAAUGUGAGUGGCACAAUGAACACUACAGGUUCAGGGAAUGAAGCUGAUGGAUUCUCGGAUGAGAAUGACUUGAAUGUGAGUGGCACAUUGAACACCACAGGUUUCGGGAUUGAGGCUGACGGAUUAUCGGAUGAGAGUUACUUGAAUGUGAGUGGCACAUUUAACACUACAGGUUCCGGGAGUGAAACUGACGGAUUCUCGGAUGAGAAUGACUUGAAUUUGAGUGGCACAUUGAACACCACAGGCUCUGGGAUUGAGGCUGAUAGUUUGGUGGGUGCAGUGCAGGAAGGAUCAACUUCUCCCAUUUCUUCGCCUUCACUGUCAUUGCUGCCUUCUUCACCGUCAACGCCAUCUUCUUCGUCCUCUUCGACAACCACCAUUGAUGACGUCUUUGACAACAACCUUUGAUCGGUUUCUUGUAACUAGUUCGGUGUGGAGAAGGUCUUUGGAUCGUUGGAGUUUGUUUAGGUUUGUUUAGUUUUGGUGUAGGGGACUGUUGUGGGUGGAUAGGAAACAUAAAACAUGUCUUGGAGUUUCUUCCUUUUUCUCUUUUCCUUCCUUGGUCACAAAAAAUAUGGACAAAAGUGAAGCUAGGUAGUGACUUGUGUUUUCUUUUCAUUCUCUUUGUUUUCGAGUCAUAUUUUUCUUCCUUUUCUCCUAAGAA
This is a messenger RNA of Cornus florida, 2053 nucleotides long. RefSeq names its product ethylene-responsive transcription factor WRI1-like. The record is from RefSeq and is a predicted model, not a curated record. Gene Ontology annotation, molecular function: DNA-binding transcription factor activity; DNA binding. Bases 250 to 1797 code for a protein of 515 amino acids. The transcript has 7 exons. NCBI's taxonomy places the organism in Eukaryota, Viridiplantae, Streptophyta, Magnoliopsida, Cornales, Cornaceae. Gene Ontology annotation, biological process: regulation of DNA-templated transcription.